Guillardia theta CCMP2712 is the source of this 1473-nucleotide messenger RNA. RefSeq lists its product as hypothetical. The transcript is spliced from 11 exons. The coding region runs from base 67 to 465 and encodes 132 amino acids. Lineage: Eukaryota; Cryptophyceae; Pyrenomonadales; Geminigeraceae. The record is from RefSeq and is a predicted model, not a curated record.
CCCUCACUCCCCCAGUGGCUCAGCGACAGGCUGUGGGGACUGACAUGCGAGGCUUCGCUGAGGAGCAUGAGGCUGAGGACGCAUCCUUGGCUGAUCAGCCGGGCGGCGGCUGCUCAUCCACCGCUGUGUUCGGAGCUAGUCGAGACUGCACAGAGGGGACUGCACAAGGGCCUCCAACAUGUACUCAGCGAACCAGGAGGGAUGACGGAUGGACCCCAGCACAAGGCGUGGGUCAGCCUCAACGCCGUCGCGGAGCUAGUGGCUCAUCUUCUCCUCGCUGCUCCUGCGACAAGAAGCGCCACAAGCGAGAUGCUCUCUGCCCUCCUCCCCGCGCUGCCUCAUCCCCUCGCCUGCGUCGUCUCAAAGGCCAUCGCGUGUGCGUUGGUCAGGAUGCAACAGACGAAUCAGGAAGUUCUCUCGCUUGUUGAUGGCAUUGCUGGGAUGGUCGACAUGAAUGAGGGCUGAUAGUGACAUCUUCAUCCCUUCCCUUUCUCCAACGUUGCCCUUUCCUGGUCUGUAAUUGCCUGUCCUGCUGUUCUCGCAUUCUUCCCUCACUGUCUUCUCUCACUGUCUUCCCUCACUGUCUUCCCCUCUCGUGCUCUCCCUCACAUGUCGCUACUUGGCUUCUCAUCACAGCUUCACUUCAAGUCUCGCUCGUUUCUCUUUCUGUUCAUUACCAGUAAAUGUAAUUAGAUGCCGUGAGGGCGCCAGACAGCGCGGGGGCGGAGAUCUCCAUCGUAGUCAUCGCCAAUGGUGUCCUCAGAGUUGUAGUUGCUGUUCACGCCAAAGAGACCAGAAUCAUCGUAUCCUCCAAACGCUCCAUCGAAAGAGUUGCCGGUAGAGGGCCAGUUGGUGUAGAGCAUCUGCAACAACAUGAGGAGACAACAACCACCAACGAGCAGACAGGCAGCUUCGCUCACUAACAACACAUCGACACGUCGAAUGAAAUUAUAAACCGUUCAUGCAUAAACAUGUUCCAACUUGUUUUUAUCUCUCAAUACUUCCCUCAUCCUUCACUCUCCUUAUCAGACCUCGUCUUUUCUCGUACCAAUCCUUCUAUCUUCUCAUGCUGACCCCUUGAAUGCUCGAUGACGUAUCCCCUCAACCAAUGUCUUCCUCUCCUUCUCCUUCUCUCCUAUACUUUCUCAAUCUUUACUCCGGGGUGACAGCGCCCUGCGUAAACAAGUCCACCCGACCAUCAUACGUUUCUUUAGAAGAAGCUACUCUGUAUGCUUCUCUUCUUCCUCCUACUGCACAGCCUCCUAUCUGGCCUUCUUGUUUUCCAUCAUCUCAUCAUUAUGACAUUCACCACCGUCACAAUCAUUACAUACAAUUUCAACUCUAUCAUCUUCGUCGUAUUCAUUCUCGUGUCAAUAAUCAUCAUCAUCAUCAUCAUCACCAUCACAAUCUUCAUCAUCUUCAUCAUCAUCAUCUCCAUCCUCCUCCUCUUACCUGCUUGGGGGCGAAUUUGAU